Alligator mississippiensis (American alligator) is the source of this 8687-nucleotide messenger RNA. It is a transcript of the gene DCUN1D3, whose product is annotated as defective in cullin neddylation 1 domain containing 3. Gene Ontology annotation, biological process: positive regulation of ubiquitin-protein transferase activity; protein neddylation. NCBI's taxonomy places the organism in Eukaryota, Metazoa, Chordata, Crocodylia, Alligatoridae. Gene Ontology annotation, cellular component: ubiquitin ligase complex. The coding region runs from base 638 to 1552 and encodes 304 amino acids. The record is from RefSeq and is a predicted model, not a curated record. Gene Ontology annotation, molecular function: cullin family protein binding; ubiquitin-like protein binding; ubiquitin conjugating enzyme binding. The transcript is spliced from 4 exons.
GAUAGUUUGUUUCUGAAUAUCAAGUUCCGAUACUCCACACUUGUCUUGCAGAAGAACUUCACGCUAUGCCACUGUUGUGUUUUCUGAGGAGUCCCGAAAGACUUGUGAUCGAUCUUUCAGUGUCAGUUUCAUUCUGUCUUCCUUAUUCAUUCCCCAAGUUUGGGGAGAAAAAAUUGCUAAGCACAAGCUGAAGGUAUCUUGUCUAAUGCAGGCUUCCCAUAUUUGACUGAGAACCUUCCCGUAUCUAAUUAAGUUAAUAAGUGACCACUAGGUUUUUGGUAUUGGAUUUUGGGCUAGCUGUGAAAAGAAACAAUCUUUUGUGUGUUUUUGAUUCUACAUUGUCAUAAAGUCUUUGCUGCAGCCUUUCUGCUUGUUUUCCAGGUGCUACUGUGAGGUGCUUAUUGGGAGAGGAAGGAAGGUCUUUUGACUAAAAUGAAGACUGGGAACCAUGAGACAGCUUUCCACGUGAAGUCCUGGAAGUCGGAAGGAGACUAAGUAAUAGUGAAAUGACCCGUUAUGCAUUUGAGAAUACUGUGUUAGUCAACUUCCACUGAUGGCAUGUUGAAGUUUAGUGAACAGCAGCUGAGCGGGUGUGUGACUGGAAGGGGACUGCUCUAAAAGCUGGGCUUGCAGCAACAUGGGCCAGUGUGUCACUAAGUGCAAGAACCCUUCUUCCACCCUUGGCAGCAAGAAUGGAGAGAGGGAGUCCAGCAGCAAGUCGCACAGCAAAAAAAGUGCAGUCCACAAGGAAGAACACCCCUCAGUAUGUGGGAAAUCCUCUGGGGAUAUACUUGUCAACGGGACAAAGAAAAUGGAUGCUGCUGUAGAAUCUAGUCAACCUCCGACUUUCUCUGGUGAUGCAAAGAAAGAGCCUGUUUCUGGUGCAGAAGAGUCUUCACUCCAAAGGAUCGGGGAGUUAUUUAGGAGAUAUAAGGAUGAACGUGAAGAUGCCAUCCUGGAAGAAGGCAUGGAACGUUUUUGCAAUGACCUCUGUGUUGACCCCACUGAAUUUAAAGUGCUAGUCUUGGCUUGGAAGUUCCAGGCAGCUACCAUGUGCAAAUUUACAAGGAAGGAGUUCUUUGAGGGCUGCAAAGCAAUAAAUGCGGACAGCAUCGAUGGCAUUUGUGCUAGGUUCCCCAGCCUCUUAAAUGAAGCCAAACAAGAAGAUAAAUUCAAGGAUCUCUAUCGUUUCACCUUUCAAUUUGGCCUGGACUCUGAAGAAGGACAGAGGUCGUUACAUCGGGAAAUAGCCAUUGCCCUUUGGAAGUUAGUUUUCACGCAGAAUAAACCCCCUAUAUUGGACCAGUGGCUAAACUUCCUAAUUGAGAACCCCUCAGGAAUCAAGGGAAUCUCCCGGGACACGUGGAACAUGUUUCUAAAUUUUACUCAGGUGAUUGGACCAGAUCUUAGCAACUACAGUGAAGAUGAGGCCUGGCCUAGCCUCUUCGACACCUUUGUGGAGUGGGAAAUGGAACGAAGGAAAAAGGAAGAGGAAACCAAAUGUAUUACAUCUUCAGACACGGAGGGUCUGUGUCCAGAAGAACAGACUUAACAGCAUUUGCGCAGCAGUGACACAACCAGCCUGUUGCCCUUUUGUUUAGUGUAAACUCUGGACUUUUCUGGAAAUUACUGAGGCUCCAGAUUUUUCUACUUUACACCUUUCUCUGCCUUGUAUUCGAAAGGGCUCUAAAAUGCUGUAUCAUGUUUUAGGCACUUUCUUAAUUUUGGUUAUUCCUUUUACUCUUGUCCUGAAAUAUUUGACCCUGGCUACAAGUUAAACAGUUGUGGGGGUUUUUUGUUUUGUGUGUGUGUUUUUGUUUUGUUUUUUUUUGUUUUGUUUUUAAGCUUUCAGAUUAGUAAAUUGUCUGACAUUUCUUGCACAAUGUAGAUCUUUUUGUUAGGUUAAAUUAACAUUGCUAAAUUAUACAGUGCCAGAUUUUCAGUUUUGCGUACUACAUCUAUCAGGGCAGGUCUGUACUGUGUGUAGUGCUGUUUACAUUGUUGAAAUUUUAGGCUGUAAUAAUAAUUUUGAAGUUUUAUACCAGGAUGAAUAGCAGUGUUAACUGUUAACUACAAAUGCAUUAAUUCCAGAUAAUGGGGCUAGAAAAACAAUGUAAGCAACAGCUUUUUGUAAUACAGCUAACUCCCAUUUUAAGCUAACUCUCAGUAAAGUGAGUCCAGGUUAUUCCCCUUUUUGGUGAGUAUUUAACUAAAGCUUUGCCUUUUGUUUAUUAAACUAUAUUGUACUUGUCAGCCAAUUGAGUGCAAAAUAACACUUUAUAUCCAAAAUCAUUAGUAUGCCGCGCACAACAGAGCAGCACUACCUCAGUUUUAUUGGAAGUAGGUGUUCUUUAUGAACUUUGAUUUCUUUUGAAGUUGUAUUUUCUUGACUACAUGAAAAUACCUUUAUUUGCCUAGAAGAGCCAAAGGUUCUGCUUCUUAACAUUGGAAAACAUUAACAAAUGCAUAAUAUUGCCUCCAAGGAAAACUGUGGUGUAACUGCUUUAACUUGUUUGACUUGUACUGAAAAGUAUUAUCAACUUACUUGCCUGGCAAGUGCAGUAUGCCUGCACAGGAACCACCUCUGCAUUAAUGAUGAGAAACCAAUUUUUAAAACCUAUAUUUAAUUGCUAAACCAUCGCUAACGCUCCAUAUUCACUGGAGCAAAACCAUUGGCACCUGAUGACAAAGUGAAUUUCUUAAUGUGUUUUUAAUGACAGCAGUGUAGGCAAGUCAUUUUUAGAUUGAUUUAAUUAUGUUUAAAUAGGACUCAAUUUAUUAUUUUAAAUUACCUGUAUUGGGAUUAUUUACCUGUUGAAACUGUUGUGAUCUGAAAAGGGAGUUUUAUUAACACUGGUUGAAAUGGUUUUUUGGGGCGGUUUUUUUUUGGUUAUUGACGCUACCUUUUUUUUAAUUUUAGUAUAUCAGGUUUUUUAACACUUUUUGGUAAAAGGGAUAAUAGCUAAGGUUUCUGUCAAGCUAAACGUUGGCGCCAUGUAUAUUUGAUACACUUCCAUUAUACGUCUGUCUUUCAGACUAGCAUUUCCAGGUCAUAAAAUGGCUUCUAUUAAAAAAAAAACAACACAAAAAACAGCAAAACCCCAACCAAAUAAUGAUCAAUUUAGUCCAUAUUAUGUAGCUGCUUCUGCUGUAGGAUUUUUAAAGAUAAAUCCAAGUGAAGUCUUGCCACUGGCUCUGCUAACAUGCAGUCCAACGCACAUGCAGAGCUUCAAGGGCUCCCUGCGGGUGUCCCACCCACAAGGCCCUGGCAUAAUACUGGGGUGCCUGCGAGUGGAUCUCAGCAUUGGAUCUCUGGUUUAAGAUCCUAAUCACUAAACAGACCUGAGAAGCUAAAAGAGUCUUUAAAAAAAACAAACAAACAAGCUCAGACUUAAUCUUUUUCAUCCACUGUUAUGAGAGUUCAGUGCUUUUAUAAGCGACUGUUAGGAACAUGUGAAGUUGUCAGGGAAACAAGUGUAGGUCCUGUUUCAGGUGCAACUGAGGUCAUCAACUUUCAGAAGAAUUGCUGAGGCCUGAAUUUGUUUUUUGGUAGGUAAAUACACCCUGAAACUUUACCUGCACUUGUAUGUAGCUGUACCAGCUAAUCCUCCUAAUGAAGACAGUUAUAUCAGCCAGGCAGUGCUUUUGGUCAUUAUAGCUUAGUCUGGUUGGGUCAGCAAAAUUGAGCAAAACUCUCUUGCAAAAAACUGGUCGGGCUUUUGCUGGCACAGAUAAGAUGCAUCAUACCCCAACAAACCCUGCUCUGCUGCCAAAAUUUCUGCGUGUAUCUGGUUUGAGAGCAAACGUGGAGGCUCUUUCUUUGUAAGUUUAAGGCUACACAUGCAUUCUGUUAGGGAUUCUGUCUUGUCUAGUUUAUUUGAUCACUUCACUUCCUCCUAAGAAAACUCAGUGUGAAGACAGGCUGCUUAGUGUGUACUGCCUGUGUGUGCACACAUACUUGUUACUAGCAAUGCACAUAAUACUGCAGUGCAUCCAAAAGUUAAUUGCCAUGAAACUCAAGUGCAUUUUAAGGAAAAUGCAUUUAUCUUGUGGUCUGGCCUGACUGGAUUAGGACAAGGAGCUAAAUGUAUAGUACACCAAUGCCUGACCAUUCAGUACUUCUGUGGAGCUGCCCCUAGCGCUCUACCUUGGCGAACAACCCCAUAUUCCACAUGAAGGGGAGAAAUUUUGUUUUUACAGUGGGAUGGAGUGCAAAUCUGGGUGGCUUGGCUCCUAUGCUGUCCUAACAAAAUGAAGGCUUUGUUCUGUCUGAGAGCCACCUAGCAGGAAUCAGUUUGGGAGUAAAAAGCUUCUAACACUAGCUGAGUGGAUUUAUCCAGAAAGGAGCUGUCAUUUGAAGUUGAGAUUUAAAUUCUUCUUUUAGCUUGACAAGAGACACAAAACAGUCAGGGCUGUCACUUUAAACUUGAUAUGGGCCGGGAAUGACAAGAGCUAAGUGUAAUGAUGUGUUCUUGGGGUUGUGCAGCACUUACACAAUGGCAUGCAGGAGGCAGUGUCAGAACUUGCUCUGGAUUGUCUACACAUCCAAACUAACUUGCUUUUUAUGUCAGUGUAUCACCCAUGGGAUUGGGGUUCUGUACAUGUUUCUGGGAACCAUUCGUUAACAUUGGAGCCUUGGAAAUCCGCUUGUUUAAUGGUUGAACUGUGAAUUUCUGUGGAAUAGGCCAAAUAUUGACACACUUUCAUUUUUAUAUCUAUUUUAAUCUUGAAAGUGUAGAGGGGGUUAUAUGGGCAUGAUGCUGAUCAAAUUUUCAAAACCAUUAGAAUUAUUUUUGUGUUACUCAUUUGGAAAAAAACAACAGAUAAAACUUGAUGCAUGAAAUGAAACUGCUGCAUCUUGGGGUAAGUAGCUGUAGAUAUGCAUUUUGACAGUUUUAGUAAUAUACUGGAAAACUGGUCUGAGAUCCAAGCUCUGUGGCAUUUUAUUGCCUUCCCUUUCACACUUGAUAUGACUUGUGUGGACUUCAGUGCCCCAAUCCUGAUCAAUAAAUACUUGAGUUUGGACAGCUUCCCAGUAGUGUGGUUCACAACACCUUUUGAAUUCAACAUCCCAAAUCUGUUGAGGCCUGACCCUGCAGCUCCUUUGACUUUGUGGCAAUACUUGCAUGAGUCAAGAUGCAUGUAAGGAUCAGCAGGAUCAAGGCCAUAGAAUUGCAGUCAGGACCAUGGGAAUGUAUUCAAGGAGACUGUGUUGAAUUUUGUGAAUCUGUUUGUUGCUAGUGAUGUUGUAAAUGGGGUGUUUAAUAUGGCACCAUUGUAACACAAUAACCAGAGGAAAAUGGAAAGCUAAGCCUCUGGUAGAUCACUAGAAACAGUAACUUGUCAAACCUGAAUUUUCCAAAAUGUCUGCAAACCAGGAGUGUUGUCCUUGGUAUUGAUAGAACACUGUCAAUAUGAAUAUCCCAUUUCCAUAAUAUAAAAUCUCUAACCUUCAUUUACAAACAAAUAUGCAACAAAGUCCAACAAGGAAAUGCUGUCUUGGUAUUUAAAACUGCUUCACCUUUGACAUCAUGUUUGUCCACUGAAACAGUCUUUCCUUUUCAUAGGCACUGACUGCCUUUUCCACUUCUAGGUCUUGCAGCCUUGUGUCCUAAAGCAUGGUGUCAACAGUGCUUUCAGUUUGGGAACUCAACCCUGCGGCUCACUUACAAUGAAACGGGCAUGCUAAAAAUGCACUUCUGGUGCUACAUCCAUCAGAAUUCUUCAUUUUACUGUUCCACUAAGAUUUAUUUAUUGAAAAAUAACUUGUGUCAAUGCUGGAUAUCUGUUGAAGUUAGCUGUUAAUUUAAUGUCGGAGCCUCUGGAUCCAGACGGUCGCUCUGCAAUGUAAAUAAUUCACCAGACUCUGACACAGAAGGCUGUAACUCAAUUCACCUUGUAGUAUGUGGGCACUCAUUAGAUAUACUGACCAGUUACUGUUCUUUUAGGAUUCUGUCUGCAUAACUGCUGCAUCAUUAUAUUGACAUAAGUUUGAUACUAUCUGUUUCUUAAGUUCACUGCAGUAUUUGGUAUACUGCUAGUAUUUUGCAUGUGACUGACCAUUCCCAGGAAUUAAAAAACCAACAACAAAAGUCCAGCUGCUGGACAAAUUAAGGGCACUCCAGAUGUUUUGUUCCAGAAAGUAAGAGUGAUUUGAGCUACUGUGUGGUAAAAGGCUUUUGCUUGUGGCUCUUCCCUGUUGCGGCUAUCCUCAUGCAGAGGAUAGUGAAAAGCCAUUUCCUAAGAGUGAACUAUAGACCUUUUUCAGUCUAUUCCUUUGAAAAUUAUAAUCUACAACACCAUGGGGUAGCAUUUCUUCAGAGGAAAAAUAUUACUCUCUGGUUCCAUGUUAGGCUGCAAGUGCAGCAUUUUUUGUAGUUCUGUUUAAUUUAGCUUAAAAAUCUAUGUCCAUCCUCCAUGUCUUCCCAAGACCAAUGCCUUGUUCAACACAGAUUUAUAUUUCGAGCAAAGGUGAAAAACUGGCCUGAUGCCAUCUUCAGGAAGCUAACUCCUUGGUUUGGCAAACAAUGCACUUGGCAGUCGUUUUCACAGGCCACAACUAUCUGCUUCCCUGCUCAAAACCAAUGUACAUUUGAUGCAGGUGUGGUUGUGCAAGACUUUCUCCAAACCAGAGUAAGAAUGCCUUCCCUCAAGGGAUGUGCAGCUCCUGCUGACCUGAAGCAAUAGGCUGUGGGGGCUUGAAAGACUUGUCUUGCAAGCAGCUUGCCUUAAGCAAUUGAAUUUAUAGCAGUUCUUCACUACUGUUGUAAUCCUCUGCCUUUCCGGGUAUUUGUUUUUAUAAGCCUAAACUCUACGGGAGGCUGUACAAUGUUUUUUAACUCCUACCUAUGCAUAAUUGCACUCUUUCAAGAAGCCCUCUGAAUAUUUUCAGGAAACUUUAUACACAGAUAGAGGAAAAAUAUCAUUCUUCAGUGGUCAUGCUCUAACAUGAAUUUUUACUUAAGUUGUGUUUUAUGAGCUAAGUUACCUGCUGUUGAAUAAAUAUGUUUACUUGACUUUGCCAUUCAUGCAGUUACAGCUGCUGGUUCUUGUUUUGCUGUCCUGGGGUUGCUAAAGAGGGCAGGUUGUGCGUGACAGGUGACAAUCUACAUCUAAUACCAGUAGAGUGCAAGGCUGGCUACUGAUAGAGCUACAUCUUAUGCUUUCUCUUCUGAAAGGCUGUUUUAACCACAGAUUGUGAAGGGAUGGACUGGAAAGGGCAGGAGCAAAUUGAGGCCAUAAUUCUGUUUACGCAUCCAUCCUAAGAAAGCAAUGCAGUUUGCAGGCUUGGGCCCUCCAUCUGCAUUGUGAGUCCACAUUGCUGCUACAGGCCUCCAGACUGAUGCAUCGCCGUGUAUGCGAGGGGGUUCCAAGAACAAGGUCGAGGAAGCAGGUUGGGAGUGAAACGAUCUGAAGAAAAGGAUAAUGGUGUAGUUUGUUCUCAAAAUACUUAACAUUUAGGUGGAUCUGAGCCCAAUAUAGUCUUAAUUUGCCCAAGAAGAAUACUUUUUAUAUAGUUUAUUUACCUCCAGGGAAAUAAUUUAAAGCAAAUGUAAAUUUGUACAGCUUUGGACAGUCAUGUGGCUUUCACCUAAGUCACAUGCACACUUCCUGGCUUAACUGAGCUUGGUUCUUUAGUGUGUCUAACUUUAGGUGUUUUACACAAGAAGUAGUAGGGGUUGUUGUCAAAGGUGGGGUAAGAAUCGUGACAACUGCACCUCAUUGCUACACAAUGUGCCUGCUGUCUUUCAGAUUUGUCUCCCAAGCUGUCCAGUGUCCUGUCUUGCAAGGUUUUGCCACCGGGAAAGGAUGAGUGUGGUGUCUGUCUCCUGUCUCUGGAGUCUCACUCUUGUAGGCAAAAUGCUGUCUGAAGCACUUUGGAAACUGAAUUAGGGUGUUUUUUACUUCAUUGCAUUUUCUUUUAAGGGUCAUGGCCAAUUUGAUACAGUCAGUUCAGGAAAACUUCCAGGUCCUACACUUGCUAAUUUUGAGUUCCUUUGCCAAUAUGUAUGGCUUUACCAUUACUUUCUUACUGAAUUCUUUUAGCUGUUGUUGCUGUGCAGAAGUCCAACAGAAGAAAUGUAAGUCUCCUAGGCCAAAUGUUGUUAAAUGCACAAAGCCAAUGAAAGUGGAGGAUCUUUGAGUCCUAGCAAAUUUGUGUAGCCCUGAAGUUGACUGUGUCCUUUUUUAUUUUUAUUUUAUUAAAAUAAGAGCAUUAAAUGCAGCCUGGUUAUCUUAGUUCACUUUCUUUUCACUAGUUCAUUCAUUGCUGACUUCUAGAACUUGGCAGAUGUAUAGCUAAAUAUUUCAGUGGUGUUUUUUUGUCUUAAUCCAAUGGGUUUUUCAUCUAACCUGUGAGGUUUCUAAGGUAAAUUCUUUCGAUUUUAAAUUACUGAUCCCUUAAAAAACCUUCAGUCACAGUGUAUCUCCACUACUGUAGGUUUGUCAUUGUUUCACAGUCCCUUGAUUUCCUGCAUUCCAGUAAGACUCAGUCCACUGGAAAGGGAAGUUGAAGAAUUGCUCUCUGCUUUGCUGAGCGAUUGAGUUCCAUUUGGGUGUUUGUAAUGCGCACUUUGGUGUUCAGUGGUUUGUGUGUAAAGCUUUUUGUACAAAUGUCUUAUUUAAAGUCUAAGUCCUUUUUACAUGAAUUUGCAAUUAAAGGGAAAACUUUUAUUUUUUUUCCUAUC